Messenger RNA from Hyla sarda, 2628 nucleotides. RefSeq names its product neuropeptide Y receptor type 4-2-like. The coding region runs from base 434 to 1498 and encodes 354 amino acids. Gene Ontology annotation, molecular function: pancreatic polypeptide receptor activity; neuropeptide binding. Gene Ontology annotation, cellular component: neuron projection; plasma membrane. Gene Ontology annotation, biological process: G protein-coupled receptor signaling pathway. The record is from RefSeq and is a predicted model, not a curated record. Lineage: Eukaryota; Metazoa; Chordata; Amphibia; Anura; Hylidae. The transcript is spliced from 2 exons.
ACCUUGGUAUUUGAGAAAGGUUCCUGAUCAGGUGAUGGGAGUUUUUGGGGCUGCACAUUGUAGACAAGUCUCUUCAUGGUGAUUGUGCUGCAGUGCAGAGCUAUGAACGAGGUGCUCAGAGGGUUAACCCUGGUCUGUGCUGCGCUGUGUACAUUCUAUAGAAUAUUCUAUACCUUCACCCUGUGGAUCAAUACUGUGGACAUCCGGGAAAGGUACGGCCACCCACACAGGACCAGGGUCAGGCUGAGCGCUCACACCAGGAGGAUAUAUGGCUCCACCAGCAGAGGGAGCUGUGGGACUGUGAGCAGAGGAUGGGGGUGGUAGUUGGAUUCCCUCUACGCCCACAUAUUCUGUAUAAACAAACAGGAUCCACAAUCUCAUCAGACUCUCCAGGACUCACCGGCUGCCGCACUCUCCAAGCCCGACAGACACGAUGAACCACACUUUAUUGUUCGACAAAUCUUCUGCUCUUCAGAAUUCGAUGAAGAACAACUGCGACCAUUCCCCCGAUGUUACACCAUUCCUCGGGACCUCCUACAGCCUAUUGAUAUUCUUCUGCUUGCUUGGGAACAGCUCCCUGAUAUACGUCAUCUGGCGGAGGAAGGAGAAGGGCAACGUCACGCACAUCCUGAUCGCCAACCUGGCCUUCUCGGAUAUCCUGGUUGGGAUUUUUUGCUUGCCCUUCACCGUGGUCUAUACCAUCAUGGAUUAUUGGAUGUUUGGUCGCUGCUUGUGUAAGAUCACCAAUUUUAUUGGAUGUGCAUCGGUCACUGUCUCCAUCAUGAUCUUAGUGCUUAUUGCCUUAGAGAGACACCAACUGAUCAUACACCCCACCGGUUGGAAGCCCAGUGGCCCCCAGGCGUACACGGCCGUCCUGCUGGUCUGGGGGCUGGCUUCUCUUCUAGCUUUGCCUUUGGUCUAUGCUGUAGACCUGCAGGUUUUGUACAUUUUUCCUGACAAGUCUAUGUGUGUGGAGUAUUGGACCUCAGGCCAGCAGAGGUUGGCUUACACGGUGACUCUGCUCCUUCUACAAUACGUCAUACCCCUCUGUUUUAUCAUCUGCUGCUACGUUCGCAUAUCUGUUCAUCUACAGCGCAGGGAGGGUCUAUUCGGUAGAAGCUACAAUCAUAUGAGAAGAGUGAACCUCAUGUUGGCCUCCAUGCUCGGAGCAUUUGCCGUAUGUUAUCUGCCACUUCACAUUUUUAACAAUAUAGUGGAAUGGAACCACCAGCUGAUCCCUGUUUGCUACCAUAAUCUUAUCUUCGCACUGUGUCACCUGGUCGCCAUGAUCUCCACCUGCAUCAAUCCAAUCAUAUACGGCCUCCUCAACAGCAACGUCAAACAAGAAGUAAAGAUCCUGGUCCAAAGGUGCAAAGGGCAGAGGAAGAAGGGGGCAGAUACAUUGGAUGAGGCUGAGAAACAUCCAUUAUCCACCAAACACCCCAAUGCUAACGCCAUGUUGCCAGGGUCUCCAUGUACAGAAGUGGAACAACUUUGAGGGAAGAAAGAAAAAUAAUAUGGGUCACCACUUCUCUUAAAGACUUUCCAACACGACAAAAUGAACAGUAGACUUUUGCUUUAUGGUGAUAAAAAAAUCUAGCUUGAGAUCAACGUUGUCCCCAUAGGGGAAGACCAUGGUGACCUCGGAGAAGGGGCCCAGUCUUGGUUGGUUUCCUCCCCUCGUGGCUGAAUGGUGAAAACCCAUGGAGGACAGAUCUCCUCAGUGAAACUUACUUGGCACCAAAAAAGGGGUGGAGUAGAAUGGGCACAAAGGAAGAACAAAACACCGGCCCUUGUUGAUUUUUACCUAUGGGGCCUGAAUUCUGUGUAGACCACUGUGGAAAGUACAAAAACUGACAUAUCACAGCCUGAGAUACAGAACUUUAGUCACUGAAGCCCCUAAGUGACCGAGGCUUGGACAAUGGUGAACUGAUGGUGGGACGUAGUGUGAACACGGCUACAGUGGUAUCUUGUUGGUCACAUCUCCAGGACACUGAGGUCUUUGGGGGAUUGUGAUCAUUUUGAGUUGAGCGGAAAUAUCUGGAAGCCAUUACACCGUCCCAGAGAUGAAUAUGAUACACAACGUUUCCUUUCUCCGCGGAUGAAGACAAAUAUGUGAAGAUUUUCCAUCAUUUCUGUGGGAAAAUAAACAAGUCAGCGGCCGCGACCUGAGUCAAUUGUAUGUGAACUCUGCAGCACUGAGGAUCCAUGAGAUCAGAGGCGACACGUUGUUCAUGUUCCCUAUAAAAUACAGAUUAAUGGAGGAGUGCGGCAGGGUGUGAUUGUCAUGUUUAUGGGACUGUAUAUUGUGUGUUGUAUCAUUUGUUAUGUGACCCGUGUGACUUCUCUGCCUCUUCACAAAGUAACGUAACCAGAAAGAUCUGUAGACUAAGGCCCUCAGGCAGGAGUAAGGUGCCCAGUGUGCCGCCAUAUGGUGUUUAGUAUAGUGCUGUAUAGGGGAGAUAUUUACUCAUAGGGGAGAAAAGCUCCAUUAUAUGGCGGUACAGUACAGCACCUAGGAAGUCUACUGGCCCAUAUUAUGUCUUCAUAUAAACUCUAUACAAUUCUGUGCACCAGUGGUGUAUUAAGGUUUCCUGCUACCCUAGACUGGGGGGGGGGGGGCUUCUA